AUGGCUAUAGAUGAUUUGAUGCAUUCAAUUUAUCCAUCAGCAAUUUUUCUUGGUCUGGAUUCAAAUUAUACUAAGUUUGAUAGGUUAAUAGAUUUGAGAAGGGAUGUUUGCUAUAAUAAUAGAAUCACCAAGACCACCAUUGCCUCCUUAGAGUUAGCUGCAGUAUGUCAUAAAAUCUUCUUAUUAAGUCUCUUACUUGAUUUGAACUGA
This is a messenger RNA of Stylonychia lemnae, 210 nucleotides long. Lineage: Eukaryota; Ciliophora; Spirotrichea; Sporadotrichida; Oxytrichidae. The record is from the annotation of a GenBank genome assembly.